This is a messenger RNA of Eurytemora carolleeae, 1483 nucleotides long. RefSeq names its product homeobox protein slou. Bases 464 to 1405 code for a protein of 313 amino acids. Gene Ontology annotation, biological process: regulation of transcription by RNA polymerase II; cell differentiation. The transcript has 4 exons. The record is from RefSeq and is a predicted model, not a curated record. Gene Ontology annotation, cellular component: nucleus. Gene Ontology annotation, molecular function: DNA-binding transcription factor activity, RNA polymerase II-specific; RNA polymerase II cis-regulatory region sequence-specific DNA binding. Lineage: Eukaryota; Metazoa; Arthropoda; Copepoda; Calanoida; Temoridae.
AAAAACGAGUGUUACCCUUGGUCCCUAGAGUGAUAGUUUUUAAUUUUUACUGUUUGUCCCUAACAAGGUUUAAGUGAGGGAAGCGGUUUCCGGGUCUAAUAGAGAUCCUAGUUCUCCGACACUAUAAUCUCUGUCCCGCCGGGUUCAAGAUAUUUUCCGAGCUCCUGAUUCAAGAUAUUCUCCGACUCCAAGUACUCUCCGCAGCUAAUAGAGCUCACACACCUCAUCUCACACUCAAAUUAGAUCAUUUCAGUUCACAACCCAGCUCCGUUCACAUUAAACCUUACUUCAGACUGGCAUAGCAGAAAGAUAACUAGAUCUAUUGAUCCUUCAAUCCAGAAUAAAAUAUUUUGCUGGAUUUAUAGCUCGUAGAUUUUAUUGGCUGAUAUUUUGAAUGAAAGAUUCUUGAAGACAUAAAAGAUUUAAAGUGACCAUCGAACUGGAAAAAAUAUAGUGACACAUAAUGGAUGCUGAGAACACGAAGAACGUAGUAAAACUAAAUCUUGGAGAAAGAGAGUAUCGAGAUGGAUUGGAUCAAGAACUUAGAAUGGAUCCUUUAAUCUUAAACUCUGAUCUGCAGAGAAACCUUAUUAAACAGAUACAAGAAAGAAAUCUACUCAUGAAUCAGGCCUUACUUUGUCAGCGAAUGGGAGAGGUGAAAGAUGAAGAAAACGAGGAAGAUGAAGAGGAAGAAGAAAGAAACAACAAUAGUAGGGUGGGGGGUUGGGAGGCGGACUGGGAAGGGCACACCCCUGGUGGAAGAUUAGCCUUUUCAGUAGAAAAUAUUCUGGCCCCAGGACGGUUCUGCAAACAGGACGAGGAACCAGACAGCAUAGAUACAAGUGAUCUGAUUGUAGACGACCUUUGCUCCGACGAUGAUCCUUUAUCACCGAGCUCUGACUCCGGGGAGCAGAGACGCAAACGUAAACCUGGUGAGCGCGGUGGAGGGAAGCCCAGGCGUGCACGCACGGCUUUUACGUACGAGCAGUUGGUGAGUCUUGAGAAUAAAUUCAAGACAACACGCUACCUUUCAGUGUGUGAAAGAUUAAAUUUAGCGCUCACACUAAACCUGACAGAAACACAGGUUAAGAUCUGGUUUCAAAAUAGAAGAACAAAAUGGAAGAAGCAGAAUCCAGGAUUAGAUGUGAACUGUGGAAAUCUCCCUUCCCCCGGACCUUCACAAGGAUGUAAUUAUCCACCCCUUUUCUCUCCUGGCCCCCCUGGACCCCAUGAUCUAUAUUAUCCACACCAUCCCGCCUUUCCGUUCCUAGCCGCAGCUGCCGGUCUUCCCACUCCUCCCUCAUCUCUAGCCUCACUUCUCUUCCAUCAUCAGGGGCAACAAGCUGGACUUCAUCAUUCUUCACCCCCGGAAAGAUCCUGUUCUCCACCACGUUCUUAUAUAUAGUACAAUACUACAUUACUGUCGUCUUAUGUUAUGCCUUAAAUAUUCUUAAAACGUUUAAUAUAAUCAUAAUGAGAUUAA